AUGGCUGAGGGUACCUUUAUAAAAGACCAUCCGUCCUCCAUCGGGACCAACUCACGCUAUCGAUGGCUUCCCCUCGUUUUGUGGAGCUGCCUUGAUCACUUAAUCCAAUUCGCCGUGGAUAUGUUGUUAGUGGCUGCCAGCACAUCGCUGAUCCCACCUUCAGCUUUCCACUCAACAUUACUGUCAGCCACUAUUAUCGUUCAUCCGGACCUCCACUGA
Molecule: messenger RNA, 219 nt
Organism: Aspergillus pseudotamarii
Lineage: Eukaryota; Fungi; Ascomycota; Eurotiomycetes; Eurotiales; Aspergillaceae
Exons: 1
Coding region: 1-219 (72 amino acids)
Source: RefSeq, a predicted model, not a curated record